AAGUGCGCAUGACUGCAGAAGGUUGCGCAAACAAAGCGUCACGUGAGUGCCGGUUGUUUUUCCUGUUUUGGUUUACACAAGCACGGCGAAACAAUACAGACACUCGCGGGAAUGGCUUUACUUGUUUUAUUAUGUUUGCUUGGUCAUGUUUGGGACCUACAGGUUUCUGCUGCGCCGGUUAAUAAUGCCUUCAAACACCUGCAGAGCGCACCUAAAUUCUGGCAUAUCUCAGACCUGCACUUGGAUCCAACCUACCACAUCACAGAAGACCACAGCAAAGUCUGUUUUUCCUCAGGUAUUCCUGCAUUGGACCCAGGAGUUUUUGGUGAUUUCCUGUGUGAUUCCCCGUACCGGCUCAUUCUCUCAGCAUUCAGUUACAUGAAACAAGCAGACCUGCAGCCUGAGUUUAUUAUAUGGACAGGAGACAGCCCUCCUCACGUCCCAAAAGAAGAACUGUCCACUGAUGUAGUGAUUGAUGUUAUUGCCAAUAUGACUCACACCAUACGUCAGUUCUUCCCACAGCUGCCAGUUUAUCCUGCCCUGGGCAACCACGACUACUGGCCACAGGAUCAGUUGCCAACAUCUGCAAAUGCGAUUUACGAUGCUGUAGCCAAACUCUGGUCUCCGUGGUUGAACCCAGAAGCUGUAGCUACUUUGCAAAAAGGUGGCUUUUACUCUCUUGUGAUCAAACCUGGCCUCCGUCUGGUGAGUCUCAACACAAACCUGUACUACAGUCCUAAUCAAGUGACAGUAAAUAUGACUGACCCUGCUGGGCAGUUCCAGUGGCUGCAGGAAACACUUGAGCUGUCAAGACAAAAGCUGGAGAAGGUCUAUGUAAUUGCUCACGUCCCCAUCGGUUACCUCUAUGCUAUAAAUACAACAGCCGUCCGGGAAAGCUACAAUGAACAACUGGUCAAAAUAUUUCGCAACUACAGUGAUGUCGUUCAGGGUCAGUUCUAUGGUCACACUCAUCGAGACAGCAUAAUGGUUCUGCUGGAUCAACAAGGGAAACCUGUGAACUCUAUAUUUGUCACACCUGCUGUUACACCUAUCAAAAGUCUAUUGGAGCCAUAUUCGAACAAUCCUGGCGUCCGUGCGUAUUUGUACCACCCCGAGAAUUAUGGUUUACUGGAUAUUUGGCAGUUCUAUUUAAAUCUCACAGAAGCAAACCUGGAACAAAAAUCAGACUGGAAGCUGGAAUACAUUAUGACUGAAGCUUUUGAUAUUGAUGACAUUCAGCCCCACAGCUUGCAUGAACUUGCUCUUAGGUUCGAGCAGCCACAGAGCAAAGACUUUGACAAGUAUUUUAACCAUUUUAUGGUGAGCUACAACUUCAGCCUCACAUGUGAGGGUUUAUGCAAAACAAUUCAGGUGUGUGCUGUGCACUUUUUGGAUCAAGAAACCUACACCCAAUGUAUUGCAAAAGCAGGCAUAUAGAGUAAGCUCUUACAGUUCUAGAGUAUAUACUUGAAUUACUAACUUCAAACUUGAUCAACUCUCUAAAAAGAUGAUUUUAAACUUUAUUUGAUUUAAAAGAAAUCAGGGAACCUUAUAUUUAAAGAAUAAUAAUACUAGAGUGAAUCUCAGGAAAACAUAUCUCACUUCACCCCUAAAACCAAAAGGAGAAAACUAUUUAAAAUUCUCAUUUAUAUAAAGAAAAUGAAGCCUAAUUUAAGACCAUGAACUUUAUUUAUAUAGUUUUUGCACUGUUACUUUAUAUUUAUGACCAUUUAAGCAUGAACAUUUCCCCACAGAAAUUCCCAAAAUCAUAAUAUUUUUCUUUCAGUAAUUGCCAUUAUUCUUAAUUAUGAAAUUUAUUAUAAUUUUUUACUGUAUUGCAGUUAAACCUGUACUAAAAAGUAAUGCUGCAUUAAAUAAUUAAAAUUUAACACUAUUAUUAAAUACUUAAUUUUCUUUAUGCAAAUUAUAAUUUUUUUGCUUUUCAUUUUGGGGUGAAACAAUACUUGGUUCUUGACAGUUUUUAAUUUUAUUAGAUUUAGUUGUGAAAACUGAACUAAUUUAAAGGCACUUUAAAAUCUG
This is a messenger RNA of Cyprinus carpio (common carp), 2040 nucleotides long. RefSeq names its product acid sphingomyelinase-like phosphodiesterase 3a. Gene Ontology annotation, molecular function: sphingomyelin phosphodiesterase activity. Gene Ontology annotation, biological process: sphingomyelin catabolic process. The record is from RefSeq and is a predicted model, not a curated record. NCBI's taxonomy places the organism in Eukaryota, Metazoa, Chordata, Actinopteri, Cypriniformes, Cyprinidae.